Molecule: messenger RNA, 2747 nt
Organism: Prunus avium (sweet cherry)
Lineage: Eukaryota; Viridiplantae; Streptophyta; Magnoliopsida; Rosales; Rosaceae
Product: ATP binding microtubule motor family protein
Biological process (GO): microtubule-based movement
Molecular function (GO): ATP binding; microtubule binding; microtubule motor activity
Source: RefSeq, a predicted model, not a curated record
CAAACUAAAUCAAUACAGCAAGAAGCAGAAUCUGGAGUGGAAGUAGCAACUACCUUCAAAACUGACACUACCUACCGUUGAUGUCCCUCAAUCUAACGGCUCAAAGACCCUCCAAAGUUAAUACCCAAAUCACAAUCUUGAUCUUCCCUCUAUUUCCAUUUCCGCUGUUCACCUAUUCACUCUUCAACAGUGGCAUUCAAUUGAUUUCCAAGGCAAAGUUUUGAACUUUCUGGCAUUUUUAGCAGUUUCUUCGAUUGGGUCGGCGUUGAAAAUUUUCUGGGCAUGUUUGGAUAGUGAGAAAAUCAUAGGAUGCCUGUCUCAACUCGAUCUCAAAUCAACCAAGGGCAAAAUGAACCAAACCCUUUGGAGAGUAGCAAACCCAGGUCAGAUCAAGAACAAAACCAUGCGAAUUUUCCACUGAGAAACCCCCACCAUGGCUUGAAAGAAAAGAUGAAAGCUUUAACUCAGCUCUAUGAGAAGCAAAAGCAGGCCUCGGCAGCUCUCAGGAACCAGUCUUCAAAAACCGAUCAGGAGCUGCGGUUCACAACUCACCCGAGCGUCGAGCUUCUUGGUUCUUGUAAAAAAGAAGAGAAAGAAUCGAAGCCUAGCCAUGUGAUGCGAGAGAACAACAACACAAUGCACAACUCCACCAUUACAAGAACUUAUGUUCUGCCUCAACCACCAACCCAUGACGCCAAGGAGAAUGUAGUGGGCGGCAAUGACAAAAUUCUCAGCUUUACUUCGUGCCCGAGAAAGGCCAAGGCUUCUACUGCAGUAGCACGGAGGCUCUCAAUGGGAGGUCACGUGCCGCAGCCGGAGUCUAAAGGGGCGGAGGGAACUAAGAAUGUUCCAGAAUCGGAGACCACUUCGGCUUCAGAGAAACACACAAGUCGGAUUCUUGUGUUUGUGAGGCUCAGGCCGAUGGCCAAGAAGGAGAAGGAAGUGGGUUCUCGGUGCUGUGUUCGAAUUGUGAACAGGCGUGACGUUUAUCUCACGGAGUUUGCGAACGAGAACGAUUAUCUGAGGCUGAAGCGUCUUCGAGGACGACAUUUCACCUUCGAUGCUUCUUUCCCAGAUACCACUUCUCAACAAGAAGUUUAUUCCACCACUACGGCAGAGCUUGUGGAAGCAGUUCUGCAGGGAAGGAAUGGAUCAGUCUUCUGCUAUGGUGCUACAGGAGCUGGAAAAACAUACACAAUGCUAGGCACGCUGGAGAAUCCGGGAGUUAUGGUUUUGGCAAUCAAGGACCUCUUUACCAAGAUAAGGAAGAGGAGCUGUGAUGGAAACCAUGUGGUUCAUCUGUCCUAUCUUGAGGUCUAUAAUGAAAGUGUCAGAGAUUUGCUCUCUCCUGGAAGGCCUCUGGUACUUAGAGAAGACAAACAGGGGAUAGUGGCAGCCGGACUUACACAAUACAGAGCUUAUUCCACCGAUGAAGUCAUGGCAUUGCUUCAGCAGGGAAACCAAAACCGAACUACUGAACCAACUCGCGCUAAUGAAACUUCCUCACGGUCCCAUGCUAUUUUGCAGGUUGUGAUUGAAUACCGGGUAAAAGAUGCUUCCAUGAAUGUGGUCAACCGAAUUGGCAAGCUCUCACUUAUUGAUCUUGCCGGGUCAGAGAGAGCCCUUGCCACGGAUCAGAGGACAGUUAGAUCUCUCGAGGGUGCCAACAUAAAUCGGUCACUCCUUGCACUGAGCAGCUGUAUCAAUGCUCUAGUGGAGGGGAAGAAACACAUACCUUAUCGGAAUUCAAAGUUGACCCAACUUCUCAAAGAUUCUUUAGGAGGAGCUUGUAACACUGUGAUGAUUGCUAAUAUCAGCCCAUGUAAUCUCUCCUUUGGUGAAACCCAAAACACUCUUCAUUGGGCUGAUCGAGCAAAGGAAAUUAGGACAAAGGCGUGUGAGGUGAACGAGGAAGUACUGCAAGUACCUGAAUCUGAUACUGAUCAGGCCAAGCUAUUACUUGAACUACAGAAAGAGAAUCGUGAACUGCGAGUACAACUAGCACAUCAGCAACAGAAGUUAUUAGUUAUACAAGCACAAUCCUUGGCUGCAAAUGCCUCUCCAACCCCUUCUUCAGUUACAUCUCUUUUGACUCCUCCAACUUCUGCCCAACCAAAUGAGAAGCGGAAACCCAGACCCUCUUUCUUGACUGGGAAUUGUUUCACACCAGAAUCCAAGAAAAAAGGUGCUGAGGAAGCAGUUAGAGAGCUUCGUAAGACUGUAAAGGCAUUGGAAGCAGAAAUAGAGAAGAUGAAGAAAGAUCACACUUCACAUCUAAAGCAGAAGGAUGAUCUCAUUCGUGAGCUUUCACGGAAAAGUGAAAAAACACCAGGAGCAGCAGGGAGGGAGGGGGGGACAAAGAGGAUAGUUACAAGGGCUAGCUUGAGACCACAGGAGCCAAGGACUAGCUUGAGACCACAGGAGCCAAGCACUGGUGAGCUGAAGAGCCCGAGUCACCGUUUUAGGUCACCAGUCCCAACGGCUAAAAAACGAAGCUUUUGGGACAUAACUACGGCAAACAGCCCAUCAGUAGCUACACUAAAUGGAAGAAAAACUAGAAGCCAUGUCAUUUCUGAACCUGCUGGAGCUCCCUCCAUGCUUCUUCAGCUUGCAUAUCCAUGUUUCUGGUUUGUGAUAUUUUUUGGACCGCACAUCAUCAAUUGCACCAUUCAGCCAGGUUUUGCACGACAACAGCCUGAGCAUUGGAAGUAACAUUGGACAAACAGGAAGAAAGGGAGAAAUAGCUA